AUGUUGCCAACAUCCCAACGAUCAUCCGGUGACUUAUCGCCAUCAUCCACUGUCAUCAUGUCAGACGCUAAUAGCGGCGACUUUAACAAGGAGAAAAAACAAGAGACACAAUAUCAACACCACGAAGACAGUGAAGGCAGCGAUGAAAACAACGACGAUGGUGGCUAUGGAUGGAUUGUGGUGCUGGGCGCCUUUUUAAGCAUGUUUACCGUCUUUGGUGCCAUGAACAGCUGGUAA
Messenger RNA from Lichtheimia ornata, 237 nucleotides. RefSeq lists its product as uncharacterized. The coding region runs from base 1 to 237 and encodes 78 amino acids. The record is from RefSeq and is a predicted model, not a curated record. Lineage: Eukaryota; Fungi; Mucoromycota; Mucoromycetes; Mucorales; Lichtheimiaceae. The transcript has a single exon.